Vanrija pseudolonga is the source of this 618-nucleotide messenger RNA. RefSeq names its product heat- and acid-stable phosphoprotein (gene Pdap1). Gene Ontology annotation, cellular component: cytosol. Lineage: Eukaryota; Fungi; Basidiomycota; Tremellomycetes; Trichosporonales; Trichosporonaceae. Gene Ontology annotation, molecular function: RNA binding. The record is from RefSeq and is a predicted model, not a curated record. The transcript has 4 exons. Bases 1 to 618 code for a protein of 205 amino acids.
AUGGGCCGUGGUGGAGCAGCAUCAUCCCGCGGACGCGGCAAGUUCAAGCCCUCGCGCGGCGGCGGCCGCCACUUCUCGCGCGACGUCACGAUGAAGGCGUACGGGCGUAACCCCGAGGCGUCCGAGUCCGAGUCGGAGGAGGAGGACGAGUCGGAAGAAGAGGAGGAGGAGGAGCAGGUGACCCUCACCCCCGCCAUGGCCGCGCUCAACCUCAAGCUCGGCAACACCGAGGAGGUAGCCCAGCCCGAGGAGGAGGAGAUGAGCCGUGCCGACCGCAAGGCGCUCAAGAAGAAGCAGGCCGAGGAGGCGGCCAAGAAGAAGGGCGCCGCCGGCCCCAAGGACGGCAGCGACGAGAGCGAGGACGAGCUCCUCAACCCCUUCAAGGCGAAGAAGGUCGAGCCUAGCAGGAAGGAGCGCGAGGCCGCAGAGAAGAAGAAGGCUGCCGAGCGCUAUGCCAAGGCCCACGCCGCCGGCCAGACCGAGCAGGCAAAGUCGGACCUUGCGCGUCUCCAGGAGAUCCGCAAGAAGCGCGACGCCGCCGCCGCGCAGCGCAAGGCCGAGCAGGAGGAGGCCGCACGCGAGGCUGCCGAAAAGGCCGCCAAGCAGAAGCGCCUUUGA